AGAGAGGGGCGAGGUGGAGGGACUGUGGGAUAGGAGAAGGCGAUGGAAAAAUUGUUGUGAAGUUGUGUGUAAGGCAGGAGGAGGGGGAGAGGUUUGAACUUGUUGAUGGAUGAGGAACAGAAUGUAGUUACACACAGACAAGUUAGGACAGAGGCUUGGACAGCAGUGGCUGGGGAUCUGCUGUGUGUGAAAGGUGUGGCUCUGCUCGUCACGCAUAUCAGCCCCCCCCCACCUCCCUCUAACCCAGUCCUGCCUGGACCUGAGUAAAGGAAGCAGCUAACCUCACACUCACAGCUCAUUGUCCCUCACACAGCAGCAGACAAAGCCGUCGUGUUGGGUUUGGUACUGUUGGUUGGCUGUGGUGUGUUGCUGGGAGCAGAGAAUGGCUAACUCCGGGUUCCAGCUGCUGGGUUUGACUCUGGCGGCUCUGGGCUGGGCUGGGCUGAUCGCCACCGUUGCGCUGCCCCAGUGGAAGAUGUCAUCUUACGCCGGAGACAACAUUGUGACGGCGCUGGCCAUCUACGAGGGGCUGUGGAUGUCGUGCGCCGCCCAGAGCACAGGCCAGAUACAGUGCAAAGUGUACGACUCCCUGUUAGAGUUGGACAGUACGCUGCAGGCCACACGAGCGCUGAUGGUGAUCUCGCUGCUCCUCGGAGCCCUGGCCAUUCUGGUCGCUAUCACCGGCAUGAAAUGUACCAACUGUGGUGGCGACGACAAGGUCAGGAAGAGCCGGAUUGCCACCAUGGGGGGUGGCCUCUUCAUCGUCGCAGGCCUGGCUGCACUGGUUGCCACUGCCUGGUAUGGGAACGGAGUAGCCCGGGAGUUUUACAGUCCCUUCACCCCCGUCAACACAAGGUUUGAGUUUGGCCACGCCCUGUUUAUCGGCUGGGCGGCCUCUGCCCUCACCAUCCUGGGGGGCUCCUUCCUGUGCUGCUCACUGUCCAAGAGCGUAGGGGGGUCAUAUCCUGCCCGGGGCGGGCAGUACCCGCGCUCCGCACCCCCCAAGGACUACGUGUGAGGCGGAGCCUGGGUACCUCAGCCAAAAAUGUCUUUGGUUAAAGUUCUGGAUCUCUUGUUGCCUUUGAUGAUGGUUCGUUUCAGGUGGGACAGGAAAGGGCAACAGCUCUCGGUCUAUUCCAGUUCUUAACAUCUCAGAUUUUAAACAGUAAUUGGCUUUCCGUCCUCAGGUCUUGUAACAAUACUGUAACCUCUCAAAGUGUGUUUUUUUUUACAUUUGUUAAAGUUUAAGUACAGUGUAACCAGGAAAUAAAUAAACAUCUCUUCAUAAGAAA
This is a messenger RNA of Callorhinchus milii (elephant shark), 1292 nucleotides long. Its product is annotated as claudin-1. Gene Ontology annotation, cellular component: plasma membrane; bicellular tight junction. Gene Ontology annotation, molecular function: structural molecule activity. Gene Ontology annotation, biological process: bicellular tight junction assembly; cell adhesion. Bases 383 to 1018 code for a protein of 211 amino acids. The transcript has 4 exons. The record is from RefSeq and is a predicted model, not a curated record. Lineage: Eukaryota; Metazoa; Chordata; Chondrichthyes; Chimaeriformes; Callorhinchidae.